This is a messenger RNA of Dictyostelium discoideum AX4, 1314 nucleotides long. RefSeq lists its product as hypothetical. Bases 1 to 1314 code for a protein of 437 amino acids. Gene Ontology annotation, cellular component: cell cortex. Gene Ontology annotation, biological process: protein folding. The transcript is spliced from 3 exons. The record is from RefSeq and is a predicted model, not a curated record. Lineage: Eukaryota; Evosea; Eumycetozoa; Dictyosteliales; Dictyosteliaceae.
AUGGAAGUUUUUAAUGAACAAUAUCAAAAUCAAAGAGAUUCAGAAUCUGUUUGGGUUGAAACAUUGAAAAAGUUUAACACAGAAAGUGCAGAUAAAAGAGUUUUUACAGAUAAAGUCAAUUUAAAUACAAAAGAACAAUUUACAUAUAAUUUAUUUCACUAUUUAAAAAAUGAAUUUAAUCCAUCACAAACAGUUAAACCAUCAAUUGAAACAAUGGUACAAGUUUUAAUUUCAUUAAGAAUUUCAUUAAGAGAAUUUACUGAAAAAGAUAGAGAUAUUGUUAAAAAUGAAUUAAAUAUUUUCUUUAAAUUAGGUAAUAUUGGUGAAGCAGAAAAGAUUAAAAUUUAUGAUAAUUCAAUUAGAGAGGAAGCAUUAAAAUGUAUUGUAAAUUGUAUUAGUAGGGAUCCAGUUAUUCAAAAUACAUUUUUAGUAGAGAUGAAUGGACCAAUUACAUUAACUCGUGAAGUAAAGAAGAAUAGUGCAGAGAUGUCUGAAGGUUUAUUGGAUGUAAUUUACAAGGUAUUGGUACAUUGUUGUGCCAAGCCAGAGAUUAAAUUAGCAUUGAGACCAGAGGGUUUGUUGGAGUUUGUCACUGAGCAAUUGCUCACCAAAGUGACCACCACCGAUGCCAUAACAAAGUCAGCACCGUUGUUGUCGGAUUUAUGUAGAUUACUAUUCACACUCACCAUUCAUUUAGGACCGUUGGAGGGUGGCAGACCAACACCACCAAAUCAUUUAGAAUUGGAGGGUUGCAGAAGACUAUUACCAAUCUUUAAAAAGAUCAUCACUCAAUAUACACCUGGUAACAGUGCAUCUGAUCCAAUCUACAAUUUGAAAUGUGCUGUCAUCUCUGCAUUAAUCAAUACACCAAAGGAUCUCUACGAUGAACUAAUCGAUGAGAUUCCAUUAACUUACUUUCAAGAAAUAUUCAAAUCUCAAAUUCAUUUAUUAUCUUCACCUGAAACUGCCGCUGAAUUCUUACCAAUCUUAAUGUUACUUACAAAUACUGCUGAAAAUGUAAUAUCAACUCGUCAACAAUUAAAAGAAAUGACUUUUCCUUAUGAUUUAAUUAAAGAAACUGAUGAACCAUUAUCAGUUGGUAUUGAACCACCAGAAGAAGUUAAAAAAACAGGUAUUAGUUCAAAAUUAAUUCCAUUUAUGACUGGUAGUGAUAUUGGACUUAAACAUUUCGUUAGUGAAUAUUUCUUUAUGAUUUGUGAUGAAGAUGCAAAUGAAGUUUGUAGAUUAACUGGUUUUGGUAAUGCUGCUGGUUUAUUAGUAACAAGAGGUUUAAUGUCACUUGGUGGAAAAUAA